Closterium sp. Naga37s-1 is the source of this 3291-nucleotide messenger RNA. The record is from the annotation of a GenBank genome assembly. Lineage: Eukaryota; Viridiplantae; Streptophyta; Zygnematophyceae; Desmidiales; Closteriaceae.
AUGGACGACCUAAUAUCGCUAGGCGAGACGUUACAGCAGGCGUCGUCGGCCCUCGUGGGAGACGACAUUCAGGCAGACCCUCGCUCGGGGUCGGCUCCCGUCAUCCAGCUCUUGGUCAUCGGCGCGCCGGGUUCGGGGAAGUCGGCUGUUCUCAACACGCUCAUCGGCCAUGCCGUCUUGCCCACAGGAGAGGGCGGGUGCACGCGCUUCCCAGUGCUGGUGGACUUGCAUCGCGACCAGAACCUCUCGGCCGGCGCUGUGCGCGGCAAUCUUGGUGCCAGAACCAACAUGCCCAGGCCUUCGGAGAUUCGGCAGGCACUGCAGUCGGACAUGAGCAAGGCCAAGGGGUCGUCCAGGCACAGAGAGGAGGCGCAGCUCAUCCUCCGAUCGCCCAUUGCCCCACCGAUGCGCAUUAUCGACCUGCCUGGGAUAGAGAAGGCAUCCCAAAUGGACGGAGCAUUCCAGGACAACGUGUCCAACAACGAUGCAGUCAUCCUGGUGGUGAUCUCUGCCACGGCAGUCAAGGACUCUCUUAAGAUCCUCCGCAUCGCGCAUGACAUUGACAGAGAAGGUGUGAGAACUAUUGGAGUUAUCACGAAAUUCGACCAAGUGAUGAAGGACAGGGACACGGCGAAGCUGGCAGUGGACCUGCUGCAGAAGCAGGGGGCGGCCAUGGCUCAGGACUACCCGUGGGUGGCAGUGAUUGGUCAGCCGCUGGGGGACAAGGACACGAACGAGCCUAUGGAUGGCGCGUGGCAGGAGGAAUACAAGGUCUUAUCGCAGGUGAUGUGGGCGAAUGGAAUCAAAGGCAUGGACACGCCCAUGGGUCGCGACGCGUUGCUGCGGCUGAUUGCUCGCACCGUGCGGCACAAGAUGAAGGAAAAGAUUCCUCGCAUUAUGUCCGCCCUGGAGGGUCGCUCUGAGGAAGUGGACGCGGAGCUACUCAGGCUGGGCGACUCACUCGUGUCCAGCCUCAACGGCUCGCGUGCCCUGGCCCUGGAGCUGUGCCGAGGGUUUGAGACCAAGUUCUGCGAGAACCUGGACGGCAGUGAGGGCGGAGGGUCGCAGAUGGUGGAGAAGUUUGUGGGCACGCUGCCUCUGCGCUUCAGAGGGCUCCCGCUGGACGACAUGUUCAGCUUUGACAACGUGAAGAAGGUGGUGAUGGUGGCGGACGGAUACCAGCCAUACCUGCUGUCGCCAGAGAAGGGCCUGCGUCUGCUCAUCAAGAGGAGCCUGGAGCUGGCCAAGCAGCCUGGCAUUGACUGUGUGGACGAGGUGCACAAGAUUCUCGUGGACAUCGUAGCAGGUGCCGCAUCACAAGCCCCUUCGCUCGUCCGCUUCCCACCCAUGAAAACAGAGUUGGUGGCCAUAGCAUCAGCAGCAUUGGACGAGUACCGCGCGGAGGCGAAGCGCAUGGUGACGGCCAUAGUGGACAUGGAGAAGGGCUUCGUGCCGCCGUCGCACUUCAUUGAGGCGGAGUAUAAGCGGCAGGAGAAGUUAUGGAAGGAGUUGGAAGUGGCUCGCAAGGGCUUGCAGGACCGAGGCGUGCUCUCCCGCUCUUCGACAGGAGACAGUGGGGGCGGUCGCUUUGCCUCUGCCAUGUCCUCAUUCAGCCGCAAGAAGGAGCCUCCCCCACCUCCGCCCCCCAGUGAUGCCUCUCAGUCCCUGGGUCCCGUCAAGGAGCUUGCAGGCUUCUUGUGGAAAGUGAGCUCCAAGGGGGGAUGGAGCAAGCGCUGGUUCGCACUCAGUGACAAGACCGCCCGGCUCUACUACGUGAAGAAGCCCGAUGAGAAGACGCCUAGGGGAGUCAUUCCUCUCGAGGACUGCAUAAUAGACGAGAUAGUGCCUCCAGAGGAGGUGCCAUCAGCAUCGGACAUCAAGGCGGGGUCCAACCCCUCGGCACAGGCACUCUCUUUCAAGAUCGGCAACAGAGUGCCGUACAAAACCGUGGUCAAAGUCCACCAGUCACUCAUCCUGAGGGCAGACAACAUGGCAGAGAAGCAGCAGUGGGUGGCGCGCCUUCGCAGCCACACCAAGGCCUUCAAGGACGCCCCGCCCCCGCCUCCCCCUUCCUCCUCCACCGGGGGCGACACCGACCAAUCAGGAGACGACGGCAGCAGCAGGGAUGGGGAUUCUGCUGGUAGUGGCGGUGGUGGAGGGGGGAGCAUUGUGCCUGGGGCGCUGGGGCAGGGAGGGGGAGGGGCAGCGGGGGCGGGGCGGGUGGCGAAUCCGGAGGAGGAGCUGAGGUAUCAGGUGACGGAGGUGCGACGAUACGUGCAGGCGGUGCUCGUUCACCUGGCUGACAACAUUCCUAAGGCCAUAGUGCUGGCUCAGGUGGAACGAGCCCGAGACUCAAUGCUAACGAAGCUGUACCAGACAGUGAGCGGCAUGUCGGACGACCGGCUGCAUUCCAUGCUGCAGGAGGACGCGGAGAGCGCCGGCAAGCGCGACAAGUUCAAGCGCAUGCGUGAUGCCAUGCUUCAGCUCAAGCGGGCUCUUAGCCUGCAUGAGGCACGCGCAUCUGCUGAGGAUGAAGGGCAAGGCACCAAGGAGACAGUGGACGCAUGGAGAACAGCUUGCAACAAGGCAGCCCCUGCUGUCACCUCAAUCUCUGUGCAUCUGCGGCCUCUCUCUCUCUCUGCCAUCUUGUACCUUGCUGUCCCACCAGGCACCAAGGAGACAGUGGACGCGUGGAGAACAGCUUUCAACAAGGCCGCCCCUGCCGCUCCCACAAUCUCAGAAGAACCCUCAACAGAUUCCAGCCCUCUCCCCUCCCCUUCCUCUCGGAAAACACCCCCACCACCACCAUCCUCCUCCUCCUCAUCAUCAUCCUCCUCCUCAUCCAAACCUUCCAAAUCCUCAGCUUCGGCAGCCGUAGCAGCCGCUGCAGCAGCAGCGGCCGGUGCUGCUGCUGCAUCUCCCACCCCUCCGACCUCAACUGCAGCAGCAGCAGGAGCAGGGGCUCCCUCUUAUGGUAUCUCACAUGCCUCUUCGUUCCAGCCCACUCGCUCAUCCUCCGCCAAUCAACAGCCGCCAGCUAUCACCCGCGGCAUGACCAUGGGCUCCGUGCCCAACCCGCUAGGCGCGGGGGUUCCCGGAGCUAUGGUCCCAGGUCCGGUGAUGGCUCGGGGGCCGCCAAUGGUCCCGUCUGCAAGCACUGCCAGGAGUGCAAGUCCGCUGCGGCAGACCCUAGCAGGGGGGUUGGAUGCAGGAGGGGGGAUGGGGAACCCCCUGCGUGCCACGUCUAGGAGAGCACCCCCUGGCCCACCCACUGGCUUCAGCUUCAAGUAG